AUGUCCUACCAUCCAGACUCGUUCGUCACCAGUCCCACCUCGGCCGCCGACGACCCCGCCUGGCAGCUACACUCCAGCACCGACUCCUACCUCAACUGGGACGCCAAUCCAAAGUCGCCGCUCAACCAGCCCCACGAUGCCACCCUGAGCCCAACCACAGCCACAGCUCCCCCCAUGUCGAGGUUACGCUCCUCCAGCUCCACCGCCACUCCGUCGGUAGCAUCCUCGCGCACUCUCAACGACCCAGGCUCGGCUGAUACCGCAUCGGUGCUCUCCCACCAUGGACAUUCCAACAACAGCCCAGAGCGGCCACAAUCGCCUUCCUACUUUGCCAAACUCUACUUCCAGCCUCCCCACCACAGCUCAUCCGGAACCAGCCCCACCAUCACCUUCACAGGCGCACCCGCCGAGCCCUCCCUCGUGGCUGCCUCGCAAUUACCGGCACUCUCCUUCGAAGCCACCCAGUCCACAGCGCACCUCUCGGAUCCGGCUCGCCAACAAGCACCCGCACGUCGCUCAUCCGUCGGCGCCGCGUCCAACAGCCCCACGUCCGGCACGCCUCUGUCGCCCACCAUGUCGAGCAAAUCCACCGCCAGCGGAGGUGGCUUCUUUGCUUCGCUGCGCCCCUCGUCCCCUGGCAACCUCGCCGCUGCAACCUCUAGGAUCCCAGAAGGAGAGACAUACGUCAAGCCCCGUCGUCCCAGCAGCGUCUUUGAGCACGUCGGCAACGUCUGGGAGCGCUUCGGCCGCAAGGUACACCACACCCGCUCCAGCACCUCCGAGCAGCAGUCCAGCUCAUCCUCGCACGCCCGACGCACCGCCAGCCAGACCUCGCCCCCCAUCGGCCUCACUCCCGAAGCAGCAGACCCCUUCGACAAUGCACAUCAUUCCCCCUCCGGCUCAAUAGCCUCCCAGGCUUCGCCGUCGCACUCCACCGCCACAGAGUCAGAGUGUCGCACGCCUGCCACGCCCAGCGCCGAAACGCCUGCGUCGCUAAGCACGCCACAGCCCUUGCCUUCCGCCCCUGCCUACUCGCAACUCUCAUCCGCCGACACCGCCGCCGAUCCGCGCCUCCAGGACGAGGUCGAGGAGCUCCCCUACCUGGCGCCCGAGCCCGCGCCGACGUUUGCACAGCCCUCCAACGCCGCCCACAGCUCUCCCAGGAUGGCCGGCGCACCCAGGUCCCAAGCCUCGUACAGACGCGAAUCGAGUCUCUUCGAGCGCGUCCUCAUCCAGGUCACCGACGACAACGAGCGAUUCGCCGUCGUCGACAUCUCGGGCGUCGAUUCCGCCGAUGCCAUCAAGGAACGCAUGUUUGCCAAGCUCCAUCUCUUCGAUGCCGACCACUCCAGCUUCCAGCUCUUCCGCACCGAGAUCGGCCAGUCGGAAGCUACCGGUCCCGUCGUCAACGACGACGCGCUGCUUGUUCUGUGUCUUCAGAUGGGCGACGACCGCGGCACGCUCAAGUUUCUGGUGCAGCAGACCGCGCCGCCCAACGCCACCGUGCGCGCCAUGCCUCCGCCCACUUCGGCCGCCGGCCAGCAGCGAGCGCUCAACGAAGUUCGCAGGGUAUCCGGCGCCGGCUCGGCCACCAGCAACCAUCUGCGCACCGAUAGUCAGUCGUCGAGAAGCUCCAUCAGCGAUGCGCUCAUCUGUCCCGAGAUGGUUGGCGCCGAUGGCGCCCACGAAGGCUCCAACCGCAACUCGGGCAGCAGCCUCACACGCUCCAAGGCACAGGCUCGGCGCGCCCUUCCGAGUGCCCCUCCCAUGGACGAUCUGCGCUCGCCUACGGGCUACCACGACCGAAGAUCCAUCGCCUCGUCCGGCGAAGGACAUGCGCAGGAGGCGUCUAGCAAGCACGCCAGCUCGGUCAGCGAAGGAAGCGGCACACCCGUGAUGCUCUCGCAGCGAUCCAGCUCCAUGAACGCCACCCAGCCUGCACCGACAGCCUCGUCGAACAACGCACGCAGACCGAGCCACGUCGAAGACGAAAGGCCACGCUUCGACGCAGACGCGAGCGCCAACAGGUCUCUCCAGGCGCCUGCCAACGGGUUGGGUCAUCGUCAGGACCGAUCCGACGAGGGCGUCCGCGACCAAUCUCGGCAGCAAGCGCCAGGCCUCACGCUGCACAAUGCCAAGAGCAUGGAUGAUCUGCACAGACCCGCGCAUGGCUCCACGCACGCGCCAGCAAUGAUCCCGCAAGCCGAGGUACGUGCGCAAGCCGGUCUGGACCGCGACGGGCGGUAUCCUGCUCCGUCAAUAAUGCGGCCCUCGACAGCCGCUCCUGCUGGACCAGGCGCGCGAGAUGGAGGGCACGGACAUCGUCAGUACAGCUCCGACGCGCUGGGCACCUCCAAGGGUCCUGUCGAUCCGGCGUCUCUCGACCCUCGCAUGUUACAGCGCAAUCGCAGUGCACAGGCGGCGAUCCCAAGCAGCCAGCAGCUCGCCAACCACGGUCCGACGAGGAUGGCCAGUACUCCGCAGAUCAGGUCGCCUCCGACGCAGCCCAACUACCCUGCGCGUGGGCCCGUCGACCCGCGCUACGCUCGCCCCGCAGGCAUGGACGAUCCGCGCUUCGCCGGAAUGCCCACUCAUCCAGCACAGUCGCUGCAGCCACGCCCGACCAGUCCCGCAGCCAGGCCGCCGCAGUUCAACGCGCCCUCGACGUACGGCGGGCCCAACUCGUACUCGGUCCAGUCGUUUGGGCAGGCCCAGCGACCCUUGGCUCCGGGCUAUGUCAACGAGUUUGGUGUACGCGCUCCCAACGCCACGCCCAAUUUCAACACCUUUCACGGCCACGAUCCGCGACUGGGCGCCAAUGGCAUGCAGGGCUCUCUCACGCCGCGCCCAUACUCGUACCACGAAGCGUCGUCGACGCAUCACCCAGCGUAUCGGCCGUACAGCCCGCAGCUUGCGCCUUCGCCGUAUCGCACACGCGAGGAUCCGUUCACGACGCGCUACUUUCCGGCUUCGAGUUCGAGGCAGGUGUCCGAGUUCCAGAUGCAGGCGGGCCGCUUGGAGCCGGGCAUGACGGUGCAGCAGACGCUGCGCACGCACGAGGUGUUGCGCAACCAGGCGGUGUCUGGUCCCCAGGGCCAGGCGUACCUCGGCCAUGCGCAUCCGCCUGGCCCUUCGUACGGGCCGCGGGACCCGCGUCAGCCCGGUCAGCCCAACCAGUACAUGGGCAUGCAGCCGUAUCCCAACGUGUCGGCACCGCCGUCGAUGCCGUCGAUGCCGCAGCGGAGCAGCCAUCCGUCGUCAGCUCAUGCGAAUCCGCACCAUGCGCCGUCGUCGCGCCCGCAGCAGUUUGCGCCGCAGGGCCCGUCGCAGCACGCUCCGCCACAGCACUCGCAUCCGCCUGCGCGCAACGCGCACGACAUGGCCAACUCGAACGCGUCCGCGUACGUCAGUGCGCAGCCGCGGCCGCAUUCGUCCGCGUCGUCCGGCGGUCGUGGUGUCACGCCGCAGCCGUCGCCAGCAUCGCACGCGUCGGCGCCAGCGGCCGAAUCGCACCGCCGCGAUCCUCCCGUGCGCGUCAAUCCGUCCGAGCGAUCGUCCGGCUCGUCGUUCUCGAGCCAGACGAGUUCGGGGCCCGGACGCCCUUCGCAGGAGGACCGCAACAGUCGCCACUCGACCGACGACUCGUUCAGCGCACCCACGUCGGCGCGCAGCUCACAGAGCGGACCGGCGUCGGCCAAGCCGACCAACGGCGAGAAUCGGUCGUCGUAUGCGGAGCAGGAGCGCGAGCUGGCGGAUGACGAACUCGCGCGCGUCCGGCCGCUGCCCAAGCUGCCCGCUUCGUCGGCAGGUACACCCACAGACACGUCCAGCGCAAAGAGCGGCGGUGCCGAGGCGGUGCGCAAGUCGGAAGACGAAGACACGCUUCGCGCGGGCGAGUGGGCGCAGCUUUGGCGUGCGCUCGAACCUGCCUCGGACGGCACCGUGAUCGGUACCGCCGUCAGCGGGAGCAGCGGCGGCGAUGGGGAUACGGUGCGCGCCGAGCCGAGCACGCCCGGACCGUCGCGGCCGCACACCAAGGACGGUCUGGGCUCUGCGUCGCCUUCUCUGGACCCGCCGCGCGCGCCAAGUCCGAGCAUGGCGCCCGAGGAGAACGGCACGGUGGCGUCGUUUGGCGUAUUUGAUGACGACGAGAGCGAGUCUGGCACGUGGGCGCAGCCACUCGAUUCGGAUGUCAACGCGCCGCGCCUGCCUCUGCGGCUGGACGGCGAUGAGGACGCGGCGGCCGACGACCACGGUACGCUGCUGCCCGGCCAGGGCGCGCUGCUGCAAUCGCCUGCGCGCGUCGGCGGAUCGAGUCCCAAGCGGCCGGAGCUGCGUCUGACCAUCGAUCCAGCGGCUGGACCCACACUGUUGGCGCCAGCUUCGCAGCCGGCGGGGCUGUCGCCCGUGCCGAGCUCGUCGCAUCUGUCGUCGUCGCUGAGCAGCGGCGGGAUCACGCGCAGCAACUCGUUUGCGCGCCGAGACGACGACUGGGCGUUCCGACCGCCGCCGGAGCAGCUGUACGAGAACCUGGACGACUUUUUCCCCAAGCACGAUCUGGACAAGCCGCUGCUGGACACGACGGCAGUGCCCGAGAGUCCGAUGGUGAGCAGCCCGGGCAGUGAGGCGGCGGCGGCGGCGGGCAGCAUGGCAUCGAGCCCGCCGACGGCGCCGCAGCAGGCCAUGAGCCAUCGCAGCCGGCUCAAGCGCUCGAUCCGUCUGGUGGCGCAGGACCGCAAGCGGUUCUUGGACCGCGCGGGCAAGCGCGCGACGGAGAAGGACGCCGAGGCGAGCAGCGGACUGGUGCGUCGGCGCAGCACCAAGCUGUGGGGCACGCGUGUGGUGGAGAUGACGCCCGGGCAGGAGCUGGCGACGCCGGCGUCGGCGACGUCGGCCGAGUCGCCGCUGUCCGACACGUCGCCGCCCAAGCCGGUGUUCAAGUGGGUCAAGGGCGAUCUGAUCGGCAAGGGCACGUACGGGCGUGUGUAUCUGGCGCUCAACGCGACGACAGGCGAGAUGAUCGCGGUCAAGCAGGUCGAGCUGCCGCGCACGGCGAGCGACCGCGAGGACUCGCGCCAAAAGGGCGUCGUCGCCGCACUCAAGUCCGAGAUCGAGACGCUCAAGGAUCUGGACCACCCGCACAUCGUGUCGUACCUCGGCUUCGAGGAGACGACGACGUUCCUGAGUAUCUUUCUCGAGUACGUGCCCGGUGGGUCGGUGGGCAGCUGUCUGCGCAAGCACGGCAAGUUCGAAGAGCCGACGAUCAAGUCGUUCCUGCACCAGAUCCUCGACGGCCUGGCGUACCUGCACAGCAAGGGCAUCCUGCACCGCGACCUCAAGGCGGACAACAUCCUGGUCGACUUUGAGGGCAUCUGCAAGAUCUCGGACUUUGGAACGGUGCGCAGGUCCGACGACAUCUACGGCAACGUCGAAAACAUGUCGCUGCAGGGCUCGAUCUUUUGGAUGGCGCCCGAAGUCGUCUCGCUGUCCAAGAAGGGCUACUCGGCCAAGAUCGACAUCUGGUCACUGGGGUGUGUGGUGCUCGAGAUGUUUGCCGGCCGACGGCCGUGGUCAGACGACGAGGCGGUCCAGGCCAUGUUCAAGAUCGGCGCGGAGCGCAAGGCGCCUCCGAUCCCAGCGGACGUCAAGUUGAGCAAGCAGGCGGCGCACUUUUUGAAAAACUGCUUCGAGGUGGAUCCGGCCAAGAGACCGACCGCGCAAAGGCUGCUCGAUCACGUCUUUUCCGUGCCGGACGAGAGCUGGCAUUUCCAACAGAGCGCCCUGUGGCGAUCGCUCCAGCGCUGA
Messenger RNA from Moesziomyces antarcticus, 5805 nucleotides. RefSeq names its product kinase-like protein. The transcript has a single exon. Gene Ontology annotation, molecular function: ATP binding; protein kinase activity. The record is from RefSeq and is a predicted model, not a curated record. Gene Ontology annotation, biological process: protein phosphorylation. Lineage: Eukaryota; Fungi; Basidiomycota; Ustilaginomycetes; Ustilaginales; Ustilaginaceae. The coding region runs from base 1 to 5805 and encodes 1934 amino acids.